AUGAAGACCCACCAGAACCCAGAGUGCUCCCCCCCCAACACUUUCUCCCUCGAGCAGCUGGCCGCGGCACUGCGGUUGGUGACGGAGCUGGGAGCCGUUGAUUCCACGACUGUCCCUCCUGUGCCCCCCGCGUCCCCUGCGCCCGCCGCCGUCCCUGCGCCUGCCGCCGUCCCUGCACCUCCCGCCGCCCCUGCGCCUGCCGCUGCUUCUGCGCCUGCCGCCGCUUCUGCGCCCGCCGCCGCCCCUGCGCGCACUGCGGGCCCUGUACCCGCCGUCGCCGCUGCACCUACGCGCACUGCGGUCCCUGUACCCGCCGUCGCCGCCGCGCCUCCUGCCCUCGCGCAUCGCAGGGUUCUUGUCGUGGUCCCCGAUGAUGACGAGGACGACGAGGACUACGAAUACGAUGUUGAUGAACGAGGUGUCGGCACGGAGCCCGGCCCCUGCGGCCAGCCUCUUGCUGCCACUCCGGUUGUUACUCGGUCGGGCUGUAGAGAAGUUGCACCUCGCCUGCCGUUCCCAAUGGCAGCGCCCCGUGCGGUGGUAGUGGACCACUUCAACCCCACUCCUUGCCGUUACUAUGCGGUCACGCGUGGUCUGGCGGUAGGCGUGUUCAACAACUGGCCCGCGGUCGCUCCGCUGGUCAUAGGUACGCCGAACUCAGUCUACCAGCGCUAUGCGACGUUCGCCCUCGCAAUGGCCGCUUUCCAGAGCGCCGCCGCCAGUGGCACCGUCGCUAUCAUCGCGCCGUAA
Messenger RNA from Rhodofomes roseus, 750 nucleotides. RefSeq lists its product as uncharacterized. The transcript has 3 exons. The record is from RefSeq and is a predicted model, not a curated record. Lineage: Eukaryota; Fungi; Basidiomycota; Agaricomycetes; Polyporales; Fomitopsidaceae. The coding region runs from base 1 to 750 and encodes 249 amino acids.